Messenger RNA from Topomyia yanbarensis, 2484 nucleotides. RefSeq lists its product as uncharacterized. The transcript has a single exon. NCBI's taxonomy places the organism in Eukaryota, Metazoa, Arthropoda, Insecta, Diptera, Culicidae. Gene Ontology annotation, molecular function: nucleic acid binding. Gene Ontology annotation, biological process: DNA integration. Bases 1 to 2484 code for a protein of 827 amino acids. The record is from RefSeq and is a predicted model, not a curated record.
AUGAUGGAGGCCGGUGGCUUUCAUCUUCAUAAAUGGUCGUCAAAUAUUCCAGAGCUGCUAGAAUCGUUACCGAGAGAAGAUCGUGAAGAGUUAGUAAGUUUAAGCGAAUAUGGAGCAAAUGAAGUAAUAAAAACCUUGGGUCUUAUGUGGAAUCCAGAUUCAGAUGAAUUAAUGUUUGUAUCGAUGCCCACCACGAACGUAAAGCAGCCUACAAAGCGUCAGAUUUUGUCGCUAGUCUCCCAGAUGUUCGACCCUUUGGGACUAGUGGCUCCUGUCGUCGUUAUUGGGAAAAUGUUAAUGCAAUUGGUCUGGAAGGAGAAACUCGAUUGGGACGAGCCAAUUGUUGGUGAUUUGGUCAAGGGUUGGACAGGUUUCUUACAUGCACUGGAAGGGGUCAAUCAACUUCGGAUACCAAGAAGAGUGGUAAGCAGCAGUGCUGUGGCAUUCGAAAUGCAUGGGUUUGCGGAUGCCUCCGAUGUGGCCUACGGAGCUUGUGUAUAUAUACGGUCGAUAUGCGAAGAUGGAUCUGCAAGCAUGAAAAUUAUUAGUGGAAAAUCGAAAGUGGCUCCCAUCGCACCGCUAAGUAUACCAAGAAAGGCGUUGUUGGCAGCUCUUCUGCUGCAUCGUCUGGUAGUGAAAAUUCUUUCUGCUUUGAAAAUGUCAUUCAAUGAAGUGAUACUUUGGUCAGACAGUCAGGUAAUAUUGGCAUGGCUUACUAAGCAACCCGAGCAGUUGGAUUUAUAUGUUCGCAAUCGAGUGAGAGAAAUAACAGCAACUGGUGCUAAGUUUGAGUGGAAAUAUAUUCCAACAAAGGAUAAUCCCGCUGACAUAGUGUCACGAGGGUUAUCAGCUAGCAAGGUAGCGAAUAGUGAUUUGUGGUGGAAUGGUCCAGCGGUUUUGAGAGAUGCAAUUUAUCGAAUGGAAAUUCCCCCACCCUUGCCCAUCGAAGAAAUCCCAGAGUUAAGGCCAAUCGUUUCGGUGAAUAUAGUUGCGAGGUACGACGAACUUCCAGUGUUCACUAAAUUCGAGUCAUUUAGAAAACUGCAACGCGUCUUAGCCUAUGUGCUACGAUUUCGCAACAAAGUCAAGAAAAGGAAGGAAAAUCGCACUUUAGGAAAACUACCAACAGUGAUUGAGCUUCGUGAGGCUAUGAAGACAACAAUUCGGGUAGUGCAAAACCUGGAGUAUAAGAGCGAGAUCCAGCGUGUUUUAACAGGUGAGCCCUGCAAAUAUAUGCAAAAUUUGUGUCCUUUAUUGGACCAUGAAGGUUUACUGCGAGUUGGUGGCCGACUGCGCCAUUCCAAGCUACCAUUCGACGUAAAGCACCAGUGGAUUUUGCCAGCUAAUAAUCCGGUGGUUCGAAGUCUAAUCAAGGCAUUGCAUCAGGAGAACCUGCAUGUAGGUCCGUCAGGACUGAUGGCGAUUCUUCGACAACAGUUUUGGAUCCCUAAGUGUCGCAACACCAUACGACUGAUUACGAGAAGCUGUGUUCGUUGUUUCAAGGUAAAUCCAAAAACAUUGAAUCAAUUUAUGGGAGAUCUACCUGAAUGUCGCUUGGAAAAAGCUCCUGCAUUUUUGAAGGUUGGUGUGGAUUUCGCCGGUCCUAUUAUGAUAAGGCAGGGCGUCCGUAAAACAAUUCCAGUGAAGGGCUACAUUUGCGUCACCAAGGGAAUACAUUUGGAGGCGGUAGAAAAUCUCUCGACAGUUGCCUUUCUGGCAGCUUUGCAACGUUUCGUGUCUAGACGUGGAGUCCCUGAGGAAAUUUAUUCCGACAACGGAACAAAUUUUGUGGGAGCAAAGAAUGAGCUAAGGGAACUGUAUGAAAUGUUCAAGAAGCAAAUGACAGAGCAGAAAAUUUUUGAGUUUUGUCAGCCAAAACAGAUUCAGUGGAAGACCAUCCCACCAAAUGCUCCGCAUUUCGGCGGAUUGUCGGAAGCGGGAGUAAAGAGUGUGAAAACCGUGUUAAGGAAAAUUUGUAACCCAGUAUCACUUACCAUCGUUGAAUUCAGUACGUUGCUUUGUCAGAUCGAGGCCAUAUUGAAUUCGAUGCCGUUGUUUGCACACUCGGAUGAUCCUCAUGACCAGGAAGUCCUGACUCCGGGGCAUCUAAUGAUUGACCGUCCGCUUACAGCGAUUCCUGAGCCCACUUGCGAGGGCAUACCGCAGAAUAGAUUGUCACGAUGGCAAUACAUUCAGGUUCUUCGAGAUCAUUUCUGGAAGCGAUGGUCAAGAGAAUAUUUAGUUGAGCUUCAAGGUCCAGAAAAAUGGACGCGCAAACGUGUCAAUGUGCGCCCUGGAAUGAUAGUGCUAAUAAAGGAGGACGACUUACCUGCACAAGUAUGGAAAAUGGGAAAGGUAGAGCAGACGUAUCCAGGCGAAGAUGACUUAGUCCGUGUUGUGGACGUUCGCACACGGUCUGGAAUUCUCACACGGCCCAUUCACAAAUUGGCACCAUUGCCUAUCUUGGAAAACCAGCCAGGGUAA